Molecule: messenger RNA, 2789 nt
Organism: Aspergillus glaucus CBS 516.65
Lineage: Eukaryota; Fungi; Ascomycota; Eurotiomycetes; Eurotiales; Aspergillaceae
Exons: 5
Coding region: 1-2607 (868 amino acids)
Source: RefSeq, a predicted model, not a curated record
AUGGAUUUUUGGUCUCGUCUCAUCGGCGGCUCCCGUUCGCUGACCUCCAAGAGCUUCCGCGCAACAUCACCAACUGAGCGAUUGACGGCUUUCAAACGAACCUGCAAUAGUCUCCAGCAAAUCUGGCGCUCCAGCAACACCCCUAUCGACCAACAAUCCACAACCACCCACUCCCGCAACUGCAUCGAACGCCUAAACUCCGUCCUCAGCGAUGAAUCCCGCGGCCCAGCACCCCACCCCUGUCUCCAAUACGCCUCCUCCUCCCAGAUCUUCGUAACCGUCACCAAGCUCGCGCUUUCCAGUUACGACGACAACACGUUGCGCUGCGCGGCUGUCUUCUUCAACACCCUGAUCGAUGCAGAGGUCGAUGGCGUCGUUGAUAACCGGUUGUUUGCGAGGGCGUUAGUUGAUCUGGUGAGGAGGGCGGAUAAGCAUUCGGAGGAUGUAGAGGGGAGGCUAGUCGAGUUGUUAUUUGGGGUUGCGAAUAAUAUUCGACUGCAGCCGGAUAUUCUGCCGGCUUGGUUUGCGCCGAGGAAUGAGAGGUUGGAAGGGCAGGAGAGUGGUGGGCAACGGCAGAGUGUGAGUGGGAAGGAGUUUGAGGGGGCGACGAGGAAGGAUGACUUUCCGCUGUUUUAUCUGCUGGUUGAGUAUGUGCAUCAUGAGGGACGGGCGGGUGAUUUUGCUCGUACGGGAUUGCUCUAUUUGAUUGAGACGGCUUCGCGGUCGAAGCAUCUGGAGCGGUGGUUAAUUGAGAGUGAUCUGGCGACUUUGAUGGCUACCGGUUUGGGUGCACUCUACAGUCAGCUGGGAAGUCUGUCAUUCAUCCCGCCUGAAGAGAACCCGCCGCAUAUCAUUGCUUUGUCGGAUCAUGCUGGACAGGAUACUGCUAUCGCACCCUACCUGGGCUCUCCUAUGAGAUCGUUCAUGUCGUAUCUCUUGUUCUGGCAGGAUACGAUUGACCAUUGCAAGUCAGCAGAAGUCAACGGGAACCUUUUAGACCACUUCCAAAUCCUAUUCUUGGAACAGCUAUUAUACCCAUCUCUAUUGGAAUCAUCAGAUGUUGAAGGAGGAUCCACCGCCGCAGUACUAACCUACCUUUACCGUAUCCUGGAAUCAGUGGUACAAGAUGAUCUGGUCCACCGCAUUCUUCACUUUCUGCUCGCCUCGGACUCGGGCAAGGGAAAAGUAGACAUGUCAGUCAGCAGACGGAAGUCACUGGACGUAUUGGCGGCAUUUGCAGAGGAAUCGGCUAAACCGUCACCAUCUCUGUUUAACCUGCGGGAUCUUGCACUGCUUGGUCUGCAGUCGUCGAGCCGUCAGACUAUCCUGGCAACGCUACGUCUGCUGACAGUCGUUCUCCAGCGCCAUCAUCCUUUCACACGGUCCUUGAUCCGAACGGUACCUGGGCAACCGGCCAAGCAGCGCACCAUCGGAGCACUGAAUGCAGAGCUGGGGAAUAUGGUCUCGAUGGCUACCUCCAUUGUGAAUGAUCCAACCCUGGACGAAUCAUAUGACAACUACCUCAAAGACGCCUCGUGGAUACUGGAGGCGCAUUUAUGCAUCGCCCCCGCCGAAGCAAGCCCCGAUGACCCUACAGCUGAUCGACCACUCGAACUCCAACAAGGUGAUGGUUUAAUCCGCGAACUACUGAAUUGCCUGCGCGAUUUCUUCACCAACAGCGUCGUGGUUAACCUGGCCCUAACCGAAGUCCUAAUGAGCAUCGCAUCCUCACACCUCCUUUCCCUCGAUGGCUGGAUCCUUGUCGAUCCCGCCAAAUACAACUACCCCGACCCAUCAACCCCCACAACCGACGAGAACAAGAACAACCUGGACAAAAUCCGCCUUGCAUACGAAGAACCUACCUGGUCCUCCGAAGACGCCCCAACCCUAACCUCCAUCCUCCAACACCUCGUCCAACAAACCCAAGAAUGGCGCAAAAUCCUCCCCGACUUCGACAUCCUCGUCGCAGCCCGUCGAGACCUCCUCCACCAAGAAGAUGAGCCCGUCAACCCCAACACAAACCCGCGCAGCAGCACCAGCCGCCUUUCUACCGCUACUAUCUGGGACUCUGAUAUGAAUUUCGCCCGCGGUCGUGCUCGAUCAUCGCUUACCCGUGGGCUAGGCAGUGCGUCUGCAUCGCCGCGCACUUCGACAAGUGCAUUUGGGUCUCCGCAUAGAGGGCGAGAUCGGUCCUCUUCGCUUGCUCGACCGCUCGCGUCCCGUGAAUCGUCACUAGCUCGGACAGAGGAUUUGCGGAAACGGCUAUCUGCGCCGUUCUUCCCGUCUGCGCCGGCGAACCCUGUGCCCAAACGUGAUAACCUCCCAACAACGACGGAGGAGGAGCCACAGGAGCAGGAGCAAGAACAGGGUGAAUCCGAAGAACAGAAGCACGAAGACAAAGAACAAUCGGGGGAACAAGGAGAACCCAACGAUGACGAAUCGGCUAUUGUGGAUGAACCGCCCCCGUCUGCAUCGCUGGGCCAUGUUCUAACGAAUGUGAUUAUUCUCUACGAGUUCCUGCUGGAACUCUCGGCUACGGUGCAGGUUCGGGGGAGUUUGUAUGAGGAGGCGGGAUUUCCGGGCAUUGGAGUAGAUGGUUCUUUUUGAUAGUUUUGUUAUGUAGUUUGGGAUUGGAUGGUGCAUUUAUAGAUGGUGAAUAUAUCCGUGUAACUAUAAUCUUCCCCCCUUUUUUGAUAUACAUUCGAGAAUAUUUGUAAUUGAACCCUGUAAUCGUCAAUUCCCUGGCGCGAUCAGCGAUAUCGAUCUUAAGCCGUCCGUUGAAUACAAGC